Messenger RNA from Raphanus sativus (radish), 1639 nucleotides. RefSeq lists its product as uncharacterized. Gene Ontology annotation, molecular function: protein binding. Lineage: Eukaryota; Viridiplantae; Streptophyta; Magnoliopsida; Brassicales; Brassicaceae. The transcript has 12 exons. Bases 150 to 1298 code for a protein of 382 amino acids. The record is from RefSeq and is a predicted model, not a curated record.
AAUGAACGGGAAAACCAUACUAGUUUGAUAUAAAUGGAAGUUGUUGAAUGUUGAUCAAAAAAAAAAAGGAAGUUGUUAGAAUGAUCUUAGGGUUUUCAACCGUUGCUGAAAAACCCAUUCGCCGUUGAUCGUCUCCUUCGUAGAGAAACAUGGGCACCAAGAGAGUAAUGAGAUCUGGAAAGAAGAUUGAUCCUCCUGUCUCCAACAAACCUCGUUUCAACUUCAUUAAGGAAACGUUCGUGAGGGCUAGUGGAGUUAAAACCACGGUCUUGACGCUUCCUCCUGAUGAGAUGUACUCUGUCAUGAACGACAUUGAUACUGAUUUUGAUAGUGAUGGAUCUGAUGAUGCAAUCCGCUAUCCGAAAUUCGGUGUUGGAUUUGACCCGCAUGAAUCUGUUCUCCGUAACUGUGAUAGAGAACAGAAGGUUUCAGUUGGUCGAAACUUGGGAAUCAAGAGAUCUCGAAAGAAGAUUGCUCCUCUUGUCUCGAACAAACCUCUUUUCAACUUCACUGAGGAAACUUUUGUGAGUGCUAGUGGAGUUAAGACCAAGGCCUGGAGGUUUCCUGCUGAUGAGAUGGACGCUACCUUGAACGGACCGGUCAUGGACUCUGCCUCGAACGAAGAUAGUGAUGAGUCUAAUGAAUUCAUACAUAGGGAAUUCGGUUGUGGUUAUAACCCGCAUGGGUGGCCUGUUCUCUCUAACUCUAGCGCACAUCAUAUCAAGAAAGUUUCAGAUGACAGUGGAGCUGUUCUUUCUAUGGAGCAGAAGGAACUUAUGUUCCGUUCGAUAGCAACUCUCCUCCAAAAGAAUGGUCUUUCUGAAUCUGCCGAUGUGCUUAUCCAGGAAGCCGAAAUCAAGGAAGACGGUUGUGCAACCCCACCGGACAUUGAGGAAGCGUUACUCGGGUUCCUGAAAAAAGGAGAAAGCAUCGCUCAGGACACGUUUGUGAGUGCUCAUGAAUCUGUUCUCCGUGACUCAUGUGAUAGAGCACAGCAUAUCCAGAAGAUUUCAGAUGGUCGAACCUUGGGUUUCACCAGACAUUGCAAGCUCAACUACCUUAGGAAGAGGAAGAGGAGGCAGAGAUUGGAACAACACAAGCUUAUCAAGAAACCUGCUCCUUAUGUCCCUCGUUUCAACUUCACUCAGGACAUGCUUGUGAGUGCUAGUGGAGUUAAGACCAAGGUCUGGACUCUUCCUCCUGCUGAGAUGUACUCUGCCUUGAACGACAGUGAUACUGAUAGUGAUGGUUCUGAGGAUUUUGAGCUCUAUCCCACGAAUUUCGGCAUUGAGGGUUGAUGAGUCACUGAUCUCGGCGCUCCAACCCUGCAACCGGUGAUUCAAGUUAAUUAUUUUAUAGAGUUUCCAUUAUAGUAUGCUGGGCGUGAACUAGGGCCGGCCCAGAAGGCAAACCACCCAAACAAAGGAUUAGGGCAUCCAAAUUAGUGGGGCAUAUUUUUAAUUAAAAGAUUGUUGUAUCUAUAAGUAAAUAAAUCUCGUAGGUUUUCUUAUUAAAAUAUAAUUUAUAAGGCAUUUUUUAGUUAGAAUAAAAUUUGUUAAAUCUCUAGUUCUAGUUUCUCUUGAAUUUAGAUUUGAACAAUUCCAAAAUUAUGAUUUUUUGGAUUUUUGUUUAAUUUUUA